Messenger RNA from Notodromas monacha, 2043 nucleotides. Lineage: Eukaryota; Metazoa; Arthropoda; Ostracoda; Podocopida; Cyprididae. The record is from the annotation of a GenBank genome assembly.
UAUUUCCAGGAGUUAUUCCCUCGAAGUCUUGAAAAAAUUAUCCCUGAAAAAAGUGCAAAUUUGUUUUUGCUGAAAAAUAAGAGUGAUGGCUUGUCCGUUUUUGGCCCGAGUUCCCGGCGCAUUCGUGCGCAAUCAUGGUCAAGGAGUUGUGCAAAAUUUCGGCGACAAAUGCCCCUACUUGUCCAGGAUGGUGUCGUCUUUCCACGCUGCGGAAGUUGAGCAAAAUGUUGAGCACAAAACCCCGGGGGCAACUGCAACUUUCAUCAAUUUGCAGCAGCAGAAAAAGCCUGACACCAAUCACAAGGGAGAAAGUGUGAGGAGAAACGUUGCGACAGGAUCUGACUCUGAAGCUGGAAGGUCGUCCGAGGGUUUAUUGAGAAAACCCUUUGGGUAUGAGUCGUUCUUCCAGGAGCAAAUCGCGAAAAAGAAGAUGGACCACUCGUACAGGAUCUUUAAGAAGGUCAGCCGUUCUGCGGACGCAUUCCCAUAUGCCAAGGAAUAUUCGUGGGGAGAAAGACCCGUGACGGUUUGGUGCUCAAAUGACUACUUGGGCAUUUCCAGGCACCCAUUGGUCCGUGAAGCUGUCAUUGAUGCUGUGAAAACGUAUGGCUCCGGUGCAGGUGGCACAAGAAACAUCUCUGGCAACACCCCCUUGCAUGAGCAACUGGAAGCAGAAUUGGCAUCUCUGCACAACAAACCAUCAGCUCUUGUUUUCUCAUCUUGUUUCGUGGCCAAUGAUUCGACUUUGUUCACUCUGGGACGCCAUUUGCCUGGAUGUCACAUAUUCUCAGACGCUGGCAACCAUGCUUCCAUGAUUCAAGGCAUUAGGAACAGCGGGGCCGUGAAGCACAUUUUCCGCCAUAAUGACCCACAACAUUUGGAGCAAAUCUUGAAAACUGUGGAUCCCACUGUCCCAAAAAUAGCUGCGUUUGAAACAGUGCACUCCAUGACUGGGGCUGUGUGUCCUCUUGAGGAGCUCUGUGACGUUUCGAGAAAAUACGGCGCCAUGACAUUUGUGGAUGAGGUUCAUGCUGUUGGGCUCUAUGGCAAAAAUGGCGGAGGCAUUGGUGACAGAGAUGAAAUGUUGCACAAGAUGGAUAUCAUUUCUGGAACACUCGGAAAAGCAUUUGGGAAUUUUGGUGGGUACAUUACUGGCUCAGAGUUACUGGUGGACAUGAUCCGCAGUUAUGCUGCUGGCUUCAUCUUCACCACAUCUCUGGCACCAACCAUUCUGAAGGGUGCUUUGACUGCUGUCAGGAUCCUGCGCUCGGAUGAGGGCAGGGACCUGAGGCGCAGACACCAGGAGUCUGUGCAGUACCUGAGGGAGAACCUUUUGGCUGCGGGUUUCCCUGUGGAGCAUUCACCUUCACACAUCAUCCCUGUCUUUGUUGGAGACCCAAAGAAAUGCUCAGAAGUGUCUGACCAGUUGAUUAAGAGGAAAGGUCAUUACAUCCAGUCAAUUAAUUACCCGACUGUGCCAAGAGGACACGAAAAACUGCGCAUUGCUCCGACGCCUUUUCAUUCCAAGUCGAUGAUUGACGAAUUUGUCAGGGAUCUGACCGAAGUUUGGGAAGAAACCGGGCUGAAUUUGGUGAACCGCAAAUCUGAAAUGGCCUGUGCUUUUUGCAAUGAGCCAAUUUCCGGCACUGAGCUUUCGAGGACGAAACUUCCUUGCGGAGGAGCGAUUCCGAGGUGCCCUGGAAUUAUGAAAUUCGCAUAAAAUACAUCCUGUCUUGUCAAAUAGUUGCUUUCAAACUCAAGAGCUUAAAAAAGACUUGUCAGGCGAUUCAACAAAGGAUUGUUGAACAAGAGAAAGUCAUCUUGCUGCCCUUCAAUUGGCUGCUAUCAAAAAUGUUCGCUUAUCAACUCCGGGAAUUUGAUGGAAUAUUUUGCAAACUAAUUGCUUUUUUUUUGGGACUCUUGUUCUGACUCGAGGGAAUAUUCCUUUUUACUGUUGCUUCGUAAUCCGGGAUAUCAUCAUCAUCAUUUUCCCCCCAGCGGUGGUAGAAUAAAUGCAGUUUGAAAUUGUGGAGAAAAGAAAAA